Messenger RNA from Symbiodinium sp. CCMP2456, 1299 nucleotides. NCBI's taxonomy places the organism in Eukaryota, Dinophyceae, Suessiales, Symbiodiniaceae. The record is from the annotation of a GenBank genome assembly.
AUGCCGUUGUGGUCCAUGCUCUCAAUGAGGCCGUCGGGGUGGUCCUCCCCAGCUGCUCCACAGACCGACUUUGCAGGCUUAACACCGGUCAGAGAGUCUCUUCUAUCGGCGAAACGACAGGGAUGGCUUGUGCUGGUCGUUGGGAACGGCCUUCUGUCGCAUUGGGCCACAGUCUGGAUCUUUGAGAAUGGCGAAGUCUUUUCGGCGGAGUUGCUCGCACGGGAUCUGCUGACUGGAGAGCGCUGGGGAGGGAGCGACUUCCAGAUGAGGGGAAUCCAAGGAUACCCGGACCUUCGGGGUGGUAGACCUGGCCUUCAUGGUGGAAACAGUAAGAUGCUUAGACGCUUAAUAAGCACGAACGACCCCGACCUCGUGGCUCGGUGUGAGACUUGCCGUGCAAUCGUCGCAGAGUAUCUCCACCAAUAUGGGUAUAUGAUCAUGACACAUCAUUACGGCCGGUUCGAGACUUCUCCCGCCGACGUCUAUGCCAAGGCUGAAGCAGUGCCUCUUAACGGAAGCCAAUACGACAUGCUCUUCCACAACUGCCAGCUGUGGGUCGUCAUGCUAUUACAUGACGGGUACCACAUUGGAUUCCACGAGCUUCCAACAGCAAUUGGCGCUGUCGUGGCAGGACCAUUACUUCUUGUCGUGGAACUUUGUUUUCUCGGCUUUUAUCUUUUUCUACGGCAUCUUCUGCCUGUGAUCUCCGUCGUCUUUGGAGUCAUGUGGUUCUCGUUGCUAGUGUGGUUUUCAGUGCUGUACAUCAAGCGAGCACAGCGCCUUUUCUCAUGGGAAGUGAUUGUCGGCGGAAGCAUGGUCCUGGGAAUUCCUGUGUUCGACAAGUCUGCAUCACUUGCAGCUGCUCUUCCAUUCAUCACAUUGGUUUGGGACCUGGUCGUGGUAUACCAGUCGAUGCGACAAACCAAGGUAUUUGAGAGUGGCUUCCUUAUUGUAUGGAACUUUGGAGCGACUCUGGUUAGUGUUGGACUCGCCAGUGUGGUUCAAACAUGUUAUGGGGUUCAGUCAGUUCCAGAUGUAGCUUCCCAUGUAUUGGGCGCGGUCGUGUCGACAUUGCAUGCUGUAGGUUUCGCUUUGUGCAGUGCUGCUGGAGCUGCAGCUUCCUUGGUACUUAGUGCAGCCAGCAAGUUUGCUUCCAACAUUUUUGGCAACAUUGCCUUGCUGUUGUUGGGUGCAGCUGCCCUCGCAGAUUUGCUCUUCAGCCUUCUUUUUCUGCAGCCUCCGUUGACGAUGUUUAGACUGCUGUACCUGCAGUGUCGAAAUCGGGAUGACGACACAUAA